UCAAUCUACAUAAAUCAAUCUACAUAAACUCUUUUUGAUUUCUGUCAAACAUAAGCAGAUAUUUCAAAUUUACAAUUAGGUCCCUACAUGGCUGAUAUUUAUUCCACGCGUCCUCCGGAUCGUUAUGGAGACUUACAACUUUAGUCCCGAUAGACGUCGAUCCUUUUAUUCCGCACCCAGGCGACGACAGAGCGCAUAUGAUUGGGACAGUGAUGAUAGUUACACAUAUGAAGCCGGACCCCGCACAGCGCGGUAUUAUUCUAGCCCAUCACCACCUCCAGUACGUCCAGGGGUAACGAGACCAGCUAGUAGAAGCACUUAUUAUGACUGGGAUGACAAUGAGGACGAUUACAAAAGCGGUGUUGAAACCGCAAGCCUCAUCGAAGAAAAUCCUGUAUUGACUUUCCAGGAAGUCGAAAAUGAAGGGCUGUCAAAGACUUUCAUCGUUCCUAAAUCCCCGCGAGAUACCAGUUUACCAUUGAAUAUUUACGCAAACACGGCGCACCUGGAGUGGAACCAGCCAGAAGCUCCCUUUGAGGAUGGACUUUCAACCCUAUUUGCCGUACACGCAUCAGAAUAUAGUUUAAAUAAAGAUGGAAGGCAAAAGAUUCGACUCAUGUGCCCCGAUCGACCUCCUCCUGCGGAACCAAGCCCAUCAGGGGUGCAAUUUAGAUGGCUGCAUAUACAAAGACCAUUCUUACGACUCGAUGAUUUAAACAAACUAGUUAUAAAUUCGCCUUACAUUUCGAACGACCUGAGGAUAGUGGCCUUGAAUGUCUUGAGUGAGGUCAAAAACAAAGCAUCUCGCAAGCUAGUCGGAGGCUCUUAUGUCGAGUCUGGUUCGAUCUUACGUGGCACCAGCGAUUACAGUGCCAGCAAGAACUCACAAAACCAACCAGUUAUCUUUCUUUCGAGUCCCUACCUUUUACUUAACCAAAAACCAUCUCUCGCAGAUGCCGACAAAGGACAACGCAUGUUUAGUCUGCUUGAAAGCUUAUAUGGAUACGAUGUUGAGAGCGACAGGCAAGAUACUGGGCUCAUGAAGAGAAUGAACUUUGACCCAUCAAAAGGCACGUUGCAUGUUCCCCAAAUAUGGUGUCUCUUAGUAGGGAAUGAUGUUCUCAUCACUUUUUCUGAACUACCAGUACAAAGUUUGACCAAAGAUCUCAUCGAAAUAGACCAGAGAAUGUCCAGUCUACGAAGACCACUCACUGUGAGGGUGUUAGAUCAAUAUAGACGACCUCAUAGCGUUGUAAUUGAUGCAGAUUGCAAUUACGUGGACUUUCUAAGGCACAUCUUCGCUUUAGCUAAAGAGGGAACAGGAACCUGUGUGACGGAUUAUGAACUGCUCAAUGAGAAUCGUGACCUGGUUACUCCACAAGAAUGGCUCACGUUAAUUCAACAGGGAAGGCUUCAAGAUACAAUAUUUUAUAUCGUGCCAAGGUUUCAAUUGCAGCAACGACAAUUACGUGAAAGCCACAGUCGAUCACGAUCACGGUCACAGCUUAGAAAACUGCAACAGGACAUAUCCUACAACGACCCUCUAACAAUUAAUAGAGGCAGGAGAUCUCUUGUGACCAAGAGAUCUAGAUCCAGAUCUAGAGUCGUCAUGAAUGAGAUGAUUCAACGUCCAGCUGCUUCUAGUCGUGAGUGGAUAACGGAAAAUAGAACGACAUCGCCUGAGCCUAGGUCAGGUUAUGAUCCCGAGAAAUGGGCUCUCGUUAAGUACCAACAAAAUCCUUUGGGGGACAAUUCUAAAAACCUAAAUGAAGCAUCAAGGGGAAAUGACACUGGAAGAAAGUUGAUUACCUGGAAAGAUCAAGUCGACAAAGAAAAUGAUGAGGCCGAUGAGGAACCAAACAGAUGGCCUAAGCGGACAAGAUCCACCUCUCAACAUAAGCCGUAUGCAGCUGAAGAUAUGCAAGUCGCUUUGCGAAGAGCCAAUACAUACACAAGAACUGCUAGCGGAAUGAUCGACACUCCUGUGUAUAAACGAAGGGAUUCUGGGAAUUCACUAUUAUCACGAUCACAGCGGGAUUCACCCUAUAAAUAUUUCUCUCCUCUGCCACAUAUGCCUAACCUUCGUAGGCGAACUAGAUCUGAUAGUGCAAUGAUACAACGAAGGCAUCAACCGAAUUCUCGGUACAUAUCUCAGGAACAACGUCAACGAUCCCCUCCUCAGGGACCCAACAUCGUUAUCAACGAUACUGCGUAUAAUGUCAUGGUGCCAAAUCUCUUAAGCCUUGGGGACUUAUCAGACGGUGAACAGAGUCGGAGAUCCUCUUCAGUCUCUUUAGAUACGGAGUCUGAUAAUUCAGAACCCGACAUACCACGCUCUAUUUCGCCGAAUAACUACAAUACAGGAAUUAACCGAGGGCGCAGAUUGUCGACGCCUUCUCAAAGGCAAGGAUGGUAUAAAGCGUCGGAUGGAGUGUGGAGACAGGGAGAUGGGAAUUCUUCAAGAAGCUUCUCAGAGCCAUCUGAUGCGGGAUCAUCAGAUACAGAUGCCAGCAGUAUAGCUUCAACUGAAAGAUACCCAAGAAAAGGCAAGACGAAGAUACCUGCGAAGCUCGUCUCCAUUCGAGCAGUAAUUGAUCUUGGUUACCCAUUUGUCCAUGAGGGUGAUAUGAUUGUGCUUCAAACAGCGUUAAAUCACCCACUAAUUGAUGAACUGUUACGGCUAAGUGAGGAGUACAAAACUGCGGAAACUAGAACAGAGGAGUCGAAUGUUCGCUUCGAGCAUCCCGGGUCUGACUCGUCUCAAUCCAGGAGCAGGUCUAGGGGCUCUGCUGUCCGAAUCCCCGAGUCUAGUACAUCGCCCAAAAUCAGGCUCUUGCCGUUCUUCCAUUGGAAAGUUGGACCGAAAAACGACUCUGAUAUUGUAUCCACCAAUGCCGAUAUUGUUCUUGUUGAUAUGUUAGCGAAGUCUGACCAACUGCUCCGCUCCGACAAGCUUUAUAAUAGAGUCUAUGCUUGCACUUUAGAUGAUCUUUUAUACAGGCAUGCCGGUUACAUCAAAGUGACCAAGUCACCCCUUGAAGCACUUACACACGAUCAAAAACCCCCAUCUGGCAACACGCAAGCAAAUGACAAAGACGGAUCUGCGCCUAUAGCAACUGAUUUCAAUGCGGAAGGAGUUGCACGUGCCGACGAAGCUCCAGACAACGAGACCCCAGGCAUUCGAGCGACGCUACCAAGUAGUCUGACCCCAGGUGUGCAAGAAGAUAUCCAAGCUGAGGAGGAAAAGGAGCCUGUUUGGCUGCCAGGUACCGAUCAAGCCGCCAUGGAAAGUCUUUUAGAAUUAUCCCAAGAACUUCUUGGAACAUUCCUCCCAAAAGAAGGUAGUGCACCCCUUCAACGGGUAUGUAAGCGGUUCUGGGGUUCGCUAGACGAGAUAUUUCGACAUAUAAUAUGGUCCCUAGGGAAUGGGUCAGACCAAACUCAAUGGGUGAUACAUAACUUUACCCCUAACUCAACGCUUUCUAAGGCCCUGCCCAGAGCCCCAACCAACAAGAAGACUUUCGCAGACUGCGAGGACUGUAAUGGGAGAAAGAUUUAUGCUUCUCAUGUAGAGGCUCUUGACCAUCUGCAUUCUGAGCAUUUAACAUGCACGAGUAUUGGAAACAGCAAACGACCGUAUGAUGACCCCUGUUUCGUUUGGUUAAGGCGAUCCGGUGAUUCUCAAAUCAACCGGGCACAGAAUAAGAACAUCAUCAUUGCGGUUAAUCAAUUCAUUGAACUUUUGGCAAAUGUUAAGGAUCUAGCGAUGGAACUUCAUUAUCUUGUCGCUACAACAUCUCAUCAAAGCGGAGAGCCCGAGUUCCGGCCAUAUCUCCCUACUAAUGUCUUCUACGCUUUCCAAGAAAUUCUAAGCAUGUACUUGCUCACUUCAAGGCAACUUUCGUACAUAAACGGGCUCGAUCUUCUCCAAUCCAGCUUUGAAAAGCGGCAAGCGGGGCCUUACUGGCGCAAGAUCAGGUCAUUGGAGUCCGACGCACAGGCUUCUUUCAUCAAGGCUUGUGAACUUCUUGAAAAUUCAAAGGAAGAUAUCUUACUCUCCGGGACUGCCCAACAGAGCCCUGAUACUCUUGGAAUAGAAUCCGUUGGUCCCCAUUUUCUCGCGGCUGCUCUGGCAAUCAACCUCCAAAAUAGGCCGCUGCUUCCAGAUACUGGUACGGAAGUGCUUCAAGUGUAUCAUGAAUACACUGCAAAACUCCGAUAUCAAACGUAUCGUCGACCAAGAAGACGGGUAUUUCUAGAAAUCCACAGACUACAAGAAGACUUAGAAGCACUGCACAAUGUCGUCCUAUCGCAAAUCCAGGUACUCGAUAACUAUAAGAGGCUUCUCUCUCCAACUUCGUUUCGAGUGACGGAUACGUCCCGCGAAGGACUGUUUCGGAUCGAAUCUCGAUAUAUCGAUUCUCAGAUUGACAAGCUUCAAGAUCAGAGCAUGGAGAUUCGGGUUCAGCGUGAAAGGAUGGGAUUCCUCAAGGAGCAAGUCAAGCAAACCAUCGAGAUCCUCGAGGAGAACCAUGGGAAGGCUAUCCGGGUGUUUACUAUUGUGACCGUUUUCUUUCUGCCCUUGUCCUUCGUUUCGAGUUUCUUCGGGAUGAACACGACCGAUAUCAGGGAUACAGAUUACGACCAACGAUUUUUUUGGACCGUCGCUCUGCCGGUCACGUUUGUCGUGCUCGCGCUCGCGUUCUUCUACGGAUACAAGGGUGACACGAUCGAGGAUCGCAUUCUCACGCUCAUGUACGAUAAAAGCGAGCGCAGGCAUCGCGAACCGCUCAAGAAAACGGUUACAUGGGGUACGGUUACUUCGGAAAACAACCCAGCGCAGGACACCCCGCGAUAUCAUCUCCCUUCAUGGGCAAGGCCUGUUGGAAGGCGGAGGACGGUGAUUAACUCGGGAAUCAAGCGACGGCCGACGGACAUAAGUUAUCUGUCUGCAUGACGAUGGGACGCAGGGAGGACCAGUUUGAUUACCUACCUACCUUUAUUUUGUCAUGAUUCCGCUCGGGCGAAAGAAGCAAACUCGAUUGAUUGCCAUACCGACGGUAUCUUCCGAUUCUUGGGUGAUCGACAUAAUUUAAGCAAAGCAUGAUUUUGUUGUCUAAGAUGGAGAUCAUGUUUGUACCUACAUUGAAAUUCAAGUACGCUCGAAGCCAGUAAGAUCAUGAAAAUUCUUAGGUUAUGUACUCAGUAUUCAGCCUUGUGUUGCAAGGUUGUACGUUGUAAUAUGUAUAUUGUCGAUGUCUAGUU
Messenger RNA from Annulohypoxylon truncatum, 5265 nucleotides. RefSeq lists its product as uncharacterized. The coding region runs from base 125 to 4957 and encodes 1610 amino acids. Gene Ontology annotation, molecular function: cobalt ion transmembrane transporter activity; cobalt ion binding; magnesium ion transmembrane transporter activity. Gene Ontology annotation, biological process: metal ion transport; transmembrane transport. The transcript is spliced from 11 exons. Gene Ontology annotation, cellular component: membrane. The record is from RefSeq and is a predicted model, not a curated record. Lineage: Eukaryota; Fungi; Ascomycota; Sordariomycetes; Xylariales; Hypoxylaceae.